Messenger RNA from Malus domestica (apple), 1822 nucleotides. RefSeq names its product transcription factor bHLH117. NCBI's taxonomy places the organism in Eukaryota, Viridiplantae, Streptophyta, Magnoliopsida, Rosales, Rosaceae. Gene Ontology annotation, molecular function: protein dimerization activity; DNA-binding transcription factor activity. Gene Ontology annotation, biological process: regulation of DNA-templated transcription. The record is from RefSeq and is a predicted model, not a curated record.
ACGGACCCUGACCUCACCAGCCGCCUUACUGCAUGAUCGCCACUCCCCGGGCGCCACGUGUCCCUUCCCUACGCCUUCCUCGUAACGUCCCUCUGAUCAUAUAUUCUCACAUUCGCACAGGAACACUGUUGAGAGGAGAGAGAGAAAUGGAUGAGACUGAGACAGAGCUGCGGAGGGCAAUUCGGUCAUUGUCGGGCAGAGCUGACGGAGGUGGAGAGAAGGCCACUGCUUGUGUCACUACUGGUUGGGAUGAGGAGGAGGCCACCUUCAACGCCAUCAUGUCCUCCGGUAUCACCUUCCAGUCCUUCCUCCCCACCACCACCUCCGCCCCUCACCACCUCCAAAGCCCAAUGCUGCCGUCACCCCCGUCUCUGAAACCCCUACCCUACUCCGAUUUCGCUCAAGACACAUUCACCAAUGUUAGCCCCGCCACCGCCGCCGCCUUGGACUACUCCCAAGUCCUGAGGUUGGCUAAACACGAACCAAUUUCCAACUACCAAGACUACUUCCCAACCCCAACAUUUUACGAUUACCCACCUGAUCUCAACUUGCUGCCCACCACCCAUUUCUCUCCUCCUCCGCCGCGUCAUCUCCAGCACCACGACAAUGAAUCCAACGACUACUCCUCCAUCUUCCAGCACUUGCCAGAUCUCCUUCCUCUCGACCCAUCUAACUAUUUCCCAUGUUCUUCAUCUUCCUCAUCACCCUACAAACGCCCCCGAUUCGUCGGCUCUCAUCACUUCUGCUACCCGUCAGCUUCUUUCGCCGCCGCCGUCGCCACCCAACAUUUCCAUCCUCAUCCUCCUCUACCCCAUUUCAACAACGCCCCUCUGUUCCCACCUCUUAACAACUAUGGCUUCCGAACCUCCUCUGCUUCUCAAUCUUCAUCACACGCCAACGCUCCUACUCCCCCUCCUCCUCCGGCGCCGCAGGUUAAAACUAAGAGAAGGAUUACAACCCCAUCCCCGUCCCUACCCGGCAGUGCUCUCGCUCGCGAGCGGAGGCAGAGGCUGAGCGACAAGACUCGCUGCCUGCAGAAGCUCCUACCCUGGGACAAGAAAAUGGACUCCGCCACCACUUACGGAGAGGCCUACAAGUACAUCCAGUUCCUCCAGGCUCAGCUCUCCGCGCUCCAAACCAUGCCCGUCCUUACUCCGCCCACCACUUCCUUUGCUACCAGUAGCGUCGGCGGCAAGCUGGAGAGGCUGAGCCGCAACCAGCUUCUGCAGGUUCUGCUCAACUCCCCUUCUGCUCAGACCGUCAUGUACUCCCGCGGCUGCUGUGUGUUUUCGGUGGAGCAGUUGGAUCAAAUCAGCCGCCGAUUCAGCCACAAAAUGGGGUCCUCCACCGCCUCCAAAUCAUCUCCACCGUCCCCAUAGCUCCAUUGAUUAUCAUUCUCUCCUACUAAGUAAAACCAACUCCACUAAUCAUGAUUACUGCUGCUUAAUAUUGGGUUAUCUGCGUCUAAUCGCCUUGAUUUCUAAAGUUGGUCUCUUUUGUUUUUUAAAUUUAGUCUGAUUUGUCUCUAACCUUUUUUGAUGAAAUUAGUCAGAGUUUUGGUCAGUGAGUGAUCCUUUUGGAACAGAGUGCUGGUUGGAAUUAAGGCCAUUAUAAUAUUAGGAGAGAAGGUGACAGUUAACCAUAGCUAUAGUCUAUAUCUAGGGACAGGGGAAACAGAGAACACCAAUGAAAAAAGUACUUUAAUAUUGUAAUUUGGAAAAUUUACGGUUUGGAAGAAGAACCAAAUGCUUUAUUUUCUUGCUAUUAAGUGGUCGCACAAUUCCAAUCAUGUGACGCCGCUACCGAAGAUUUUCUCAUCUAA